Messenger RNA from Anguilla anguilla (European eel), 1105 nucleotides. Its product is annotated as NK1 transcription factor-related protein 2-like. Bases 129 to 965 code for a protein of 278 amino acids. Gene Ontology annotation, biological process: regulation of transcription by RNA polymerase II; cell differentiation. The transcript has 2 exons. Gene Ontology annotation, cellular component: nucleus. The record is from RefSeq and is a predicted model, not a curated record. Lineage: Eukaryota; Metazoa; Chordata; Actinopteri; Anguilliformes; Anguillidae. Gene Ontology annotation, molecular function: RNA polymerase II cis-regulatory region sequence-specific DNA binding; DNA-binding transcription factor activity, RNA polymerase II-specific.
CUCCGUGGAGAAACUGCGGCCAAUAUAACGUCAAACUAAUCGGAACUCUUUAAAGGGGUUAAGGGUUUUGUCCUGUAGCAAUAUAAUACAUUAAUACACAAUUUGGAGAUACUUGUAUAUUUUCACUGAUGUUGGAGCACCGGGACACUGGGGUCAAAAUGACUCACGGCCACAGGAUUUCUUUUUCUAUUAUUGACAUACUGGAUCCAAAUAAGUUCAACAGCAAAAAUAUGGACUCACUUUCAGGCGUAACGGGCACGAAGAAAGAGAGAUUUCUUUCAUCAAGUGAUGCCGCUGGGGGAAGUUUAGCUGCAGGCGCGUCCGAGCCCGAAGGUCCUUUAUUUGGUAAACCAAUCCUCGGAGACUUAGAUGAAGAGAGGAGAGGUGACCCUGAGACCGCAUCGGCGCGGACUCAAAAACAUCUGGGCUCUUCCCACGAGGAAACAGAGAAAGAACUAGAUAUAAACAGCGCCACCAAUACCAUGGAAUCUGGUGACCAGGAAUCUACGCGACAAAAGAUCCGUAGUCGCUCUGACCAUGGUUGCUCCAAAUCCCGGCGUGCGAGAACGGCCUUCACUUAUGAACAGCUGGUGGCGCUGGAGAACAAAUUCCGCGUCACACGAUACCUGUCCGUUUGUGAGCGCCUCAACCUCGCCUUGUCUCUCAGCCUGACUGAAACCCAGGUCAAGAUCUGGUUUCAGAACAGAAGAACUAAAUGGAAAAAGCAAAACCCGGGGGCUGACAGUGCAUUACAGCCCGGAUCGAACUCUUCGGUCACAGUCAGCACAAGCCCUGCGCCAUCUGGACCAAGUGCACUAACCUACCAAACUUUCAACACGUUCAAUUCUGGAAAUAUGGUCUGCCACACAGCUGGUGCAGUUCCACUGGCAUCCACCGGAGGGCAUUUGAAUCCCUACGUGCAUGGCAGCUUCAUUCAGCCAAUAUACUACACUCCACAUUUAUGAAGGCUGUAUUUUCAUAUAAUUAAUUCGGGACUUGUAAAAAAUGUAAAUACAUUUCCAAGGCAUUGUUUAUUUGUUUGUGUACAAACGUUUUAUGCAUAUAUAUGACGUUACGUUCAAAUUAAGGACUUACUGCCAGCUGU